Molecule: messenger RNA, 153 nt
Organism: Diversispora eburnea
Lineage: Eukaryota; Fungi; Glomeromycota; Glomeromycetes; Diversisporales; Diversisporaceae
Source: the annotation of a GenBank genome assembly
AUGCAUUCUGAUUCUGAAUAUUGUGAACAGAACAUUACGAACAUUCUGAACACCGAACACUCUGAACAUCUUCAAAGUAGUGAAACUGAACAUGCAAAUGAGCUCUUUGGUAUCCAUUCUUUGAUUCGUUGUCUUAAUAAUGAUCGAUGGUAG